Helianthus annuus (common sunflower) is the source of this 2195-nucleotide messenger RNA. Its product is annotated as DEAD-box ATP-dependent RNA helicase 46. Bases 217 to 1908 code for a protein of 563 amino acids. The record is from RefSeq and is a predicted model, not a curated record. Gene Ontology annotation, cellular component: cytoplasm; ribonucleoprotein complex; nucleus. Gene Ontology annotation, molecular function: ATP binding; protein binding; RNA binding. NCBI's taxonomy places the organism in Eukaryota, Viridiplantae, Streptophyta, Magnoliopsida, Asterales, Asteraceae. The transcript has 9 exons.
ACCUGGCUAUAAAUAUCUUGGUCUCCGCCUCCAUGUUCUUCCCUUCCGCUUCUCCUCUCAGAAGCGUGUAUCCUCUCUGCGUGCUUUCGUAUUUUCAUACUUGAAUCAGAGAGGAAAUCUACAACUUUCAAAACAGAGAGGCUCCUUAUUCCUCUCACUUUUAUCCUACCUAUCUACUAUUCCAUUCGAUUCGUCGUCAGGAUUCUUGAGAUUGAUAUGGCUGCUCCACGCUAUGCCCCAGAGGAUUCUACUCUUCCAAAACCUUGGAAAGGGUUGGUUGAUGGUACGACUGGGAACAUAUACUAUUGGAAUCAAGAUACCGAUGUUACUCAAUAUGAGCGGCCCACAGUGUCAAACGGUCCAGCUCAAGCCAUUAAGUCUUCUAUGGUGCCCAGUGGGGUAAUUGCUGCUGGACUUCUUGGAUCUUCAGCCGGAAGUGCUUUAUCUCCAGAUGCUUAUCGACGGCAACAUGAGAUAACCGUUACCGGAGACAGCGUUCCACCACCUUUUACAUCAUUUGAAGAUACCGGGUUUCCAUCUGAGCUGCUUAGAGAGGUACUUGCUGCCGGGUUUACAUCCCCGACUCCAAUACAAGCACAAUCAUGGCCUGUUGCCCUUCAAAGUCGUGACAUCGUAGCCAUUGCAAAGACGGGCUCCGGAAAGACCUUGGGUUACUUACUUCCUGGAUUUAUUCACCUUCAACGAGUGCAAAGAAACCGUCACAUGGGUCCAACCGUCUUGGUUUUGUCACCCACUAGAGAACUGGCUACCCAGAUACAAGCCGAAGCAGUCAAGUUCGGAAGAUCGUCAAAGAUUCAGUGCACCUGUUUGUAUGGAGGAGCGCCAAAGGGCCCGCAACUAAGAGAGUUGGAGCGCGGGACUGAUAUCGUGGUUGCAACUCCGGGUCGUUUGAAUGAUAUCUUGGAGAUGAGAAAAAUAAGCCUUAGUCAGAUUAGUUAUUUGGUGUUGGAUGAAGCAGACCGGAUGUUAGACAUGGGUUUCGAACCGCAGAUUAGGAAAAUCGUCAAGGAGGUUCCCGCGCGUCGUCAGACACUUAUGUACACCGCCACAUGGCCAAAGGAGGUUCGCAAGAUAGCUGCGGAUUUGUUGGUUAAUCCCGUUCAGGUCAACAUCGGCAACGUUAACGAGCUUGUUGCCAAUAAGUCCAUCACUCAGUUUGUUGAGGUUUUGGCUCCCACGGAGAAACAUAGACGAGUGGAACAAAUUUUAAGAUCUCAAGAACAGAGAGCGAAGGUCAUCAUAUUUUGUUCAACCAAAAGGAUGUGUGACCAGCUGGCUCGCAACUUGACCCGCCAGUUUUCUGCUGCUGCUAUUCAUGGAGACAAAUCUCAAGGGGAGAGAGAUUACGUGUUGAAUCAGUUUCGUACCGGCAGGUCUCCGGUGCUUGUAGCAACAGAUGUUGCUGCUCGUGGACUAGAUAUCAAGGAUAUCAGGGUGGUGAUCAACUACGACUUCCCUACUGGUGUGGAGGAUUAUGUGCACCGAAUUGGAAGGACUGGUAGGGCAGGUGCAACCGGAGAGGCAUAUACCUUUUUUGGGGACCAGGAUGCAAAACACGCUUCGGAUCUAAUCAAAUUAUUAAAAGGUGCGAAUCAGCUUGUCCCAACGGAACUUCAAGGCAUGGCGGCACGUGGUGGUGGGAUGGGUGGCAAGUUUAAACGAUGGGGUUCUGGUCCUGGUUCUGGUUUUGGUGGUCGUGGAGGACGAUCUGAUUCAAACUUUGGUGGUCGUGGAGGACGUGGAGGUAGAUCUGAAUCAAGCUUUGGUGGAAGGAGUAGUUGGAAUUCGGGUAGGGGUGGAGGUCGUGACAGCAAUAGGGGUGGUUACGGCAAUAAUGGUUCAGGAUGGAGUAGGGCUCGUAGCCGCAGCCCGGAGAGGUUUAACUAACCUAGCUCGAAUGGCUUAUGUUUUCGUCCUGCUGACGUGUGAUUUGGAAUUAAGCUUUGACAGUAGAUGAAAUUUUAAGAGUUGAUCACCAUAUUAAGUGUAGCCGAUUCUGUACCGAUAGGUGUAGAUUCUAAAAGGUUUUGUUGUUGAUUGUUAUGUUGGAAAGCUCUUAUGAAAUAUAUACAGAAUAGACAAUGCAUUCUUCUAUCUGGUUUGCUGGAUUUUCCUUGGGUUGUAUUUUACUUCUGUUUCUGAAAUUUGAAUUUAAAGAUAACUUGCUAAUAUUA